Messenger RNA from Strongylocentrotus purpuratus (purple sea urchin), 2579 nucleotides. RefSeq lists its product as uncharacterized. The record is from RefSeq and is a predicted model, not a curated record. Gene Ontology annotation, cellular component: membrane. Bases 75 to 1880 code for a protein of 601 amino acids. The transcript has 10 exons. Gene Ontology annotation, molecular function: wide pore channel activity. NCBI's taxonomy places the organism in Eukaryota, Metazoa, Echinodermata, Echinoidea, Camarodonta, Strongylocentrotidae.
UCAUCUUUGGGCGCACCAUUGCGACGCAAGGAAGUUCAAAGCUAUUUCAAGACAAAUUCUGCAGAAGAACCAAGAUGUUUGGCGGGAAAAGGUCCGCCCCAGUCGUCCUUCUCGUGAUGUUACUCCUUCAGGAUGCGCACCGGUGUUUUGCGCAGCUACCGUUACCCAGCGGCGUCGCUUUCCUGGGUAUCGGGUAUAACAUCAUCGAGGGAAACCCCGAGGGGGGCGACAUGGCCACCGGGGGCGUCGACCCCGGACUCCUAGUGAGUCGGUCGAUCUUCGUGAUGACGUACGAAGAGGGUAAGAUCACGAGCGAUGAGAAGUAUAUGAUCCCGGACGAGGUUAAAUAUGUACUUCGAGACAGCUCCUAUACCUCAUCUUCGGCGACAACCUUUCAUAGUACUUCCAGUUAUGCCGAGAAGCUUUCAUCUCAGGUGGAUGUUGGUGGUGGAUAUAGCAACUUGUUUGCUAGUGUUGAAUUCGCCGCAAGCUCCCGUUAUCAAGAAAUAGAAGCGCGAACGGACAGCCAAGGUUACAUUUAUUACGCGAACCAAACCGUAUCGAACAUGGGAAACGCUCGUUACAUGACGGAGCUCGCCGGUCCUGACAAAUACACCCUCAACAAUGGAUUCGUUUCUACCGUAUGCCGUCUACCAACGGCUUACGCUGAGGAUGACUACAUGACUUUCCUCGAUACCUGGGGAACUCAUGUCGUCACUGAGGUGGAUCUAGGAACCAGGGAGGGGAAUAACUAUGAGGAGCAAAGGACGGAAUUCGUCUCGUAUGCUUCAUCAAAUGUCGGCAGUAGUGUAAGCUCUGGAGGGUCAUAUUUGGGCUUCAGCUCCUCGCUUUCGGUUGAUAUGGAUACCUUCAACGCCGGAAUGCAGAGUGGCUCCAGUUUCGGUAGCUUGUUCUCCUCCUACAGGGUUGGAAGCGCUAGCCUCAAUGAGCCAAUCAGCUUGACACUCGUCGACAUGCAUGAGUUAUUUCGUGAUGAUUACUGGACCCGGAUGCAGGAUUACAUCGCUUCUGAGCACUGCACGGCAUCAUGGGAUAGGGCGGCGGCUGCGGAGAAUGUCUUGACGGCUAUGAAGGGCUAUGCGGAGUGGAAGAAGAUACAGGACAGCAUGAACAAGAAUGUGAUGAUUCCCCUGACCUGGCCCGAUGGCAAGUACGGACUUGCCAAACCCACCGAUGGUUGUCCCAACACGGAGUUCACCUGGAAUGAGGGAUGGAGAUACCAAGAUACAGAGGAUAGUGACAGCAGCAACGCCUGGAGCGAUCCUAUUCACAUGAUAAGGCUUUCUGCCAGUUACCUAACGCUAAACUUCUGUAUCAAGACCGUAUCCAACGUUGAUGAGCGAUCGAAAUGGACCUGGCAGCCCGGGAGCUACUGCAUCUUCAAGUACGGUGACAAGUGCCCUCCAGCCUUCACCGAAGGUUGGAUUUACUGGGAUGAUGAGGACAGUUCCAACCAGAACUCGUUUGGGGGGGCCGUGCCGGAUGGAGUCUACGGUCGUAACACCAGAUAUAACUUCUGUUGUCGCAGCGAUGGUGUGACUGACCGGAGCAUCUUCCUACCCACCGAUGAUAACUUUUACCUAUUCUCACAGUUCGAGAAUUGCCAGCAGGUGGACGGGAUGACGGUGACAAAGGAAUGGAUUUAUUGGGACACUGAUGACUAUGAUACCGAAGACAGUAUGUCUUCAGUACAUCCCCACCCAGGCGUCUCUAGCAACGGUAGAAACAUCAACCUCAACUUCUGCUACUACCAAAAGCAGGCUGGUAAAGGAAGUACCGAAUUUUCAUGUACAAGGCCAGAGAGUGGGGGAGAUUGUGGAAAGGGUCAUGCCGGUAUUCUACUAAAUGGUAAUGAAUAAAUAAAUAUUUCUAGUCAUAUUUGCUUUGAUACACUUUUAUUCACUUGGUAGUGACCGAGACAGUAACUGAUUCAUUCAGUAGUUUAAUUUUUGUUCUUCUUUUUUAUUCUUUCAGUGAACUUUAUUUCACAUGUAUACAUUGUUCACACUAGCAUAAUAUUGAAACAUUAUUUUAGCAUAUCAGUCAAAUCUUUUACCUGUUUUUCAUUAACCUUUGUUUUUGUUUUAGAAUUUAGAUGUGACAUCCAUUCAUACUUCAAAUCUGUUAAAAGAGUUCUACCAUUCAUUUUGCUGUUUGUUUUUUAGUUCUUAUAAAUAACAUAUUCGGCAAAAUUAUUCAAAAUGUUUACCAAGUAAUCAUCUAAAUUGCCUAUCUCAUAUCUAAUUACUAAAGUCUUCUCAUUUAUGUUGAUAUCUAAUCCAAACAAAUGAUAUAUCAAACGUGAUACAAUUUUCCAAAACACAAAUAUCUUUAGCAUCACUCUAGCAUCAUCAGCCGUGAUGUUUCAAUUGUAUUGCAAUCUUGGCAUACAUAAUCAUGUUUUGUUUUCCUUUUAUAUAGGUAAUAUUUUUACGGUAAAUACAUAUGCAAAAGUUUAAAAUUAAUUGCGUAAUGCUGGUAUCUCGUAUAGUAUUGAACUUAAAGCUUAUCUGCCGUAGUUUACAGGAGGGAUUAGACCGUUCUGCAAGGUCACUGGA